UUGCCUGGAUUUUUAGUAUAUAAACAAAUCGAGGCACUCCAGUCAGACAUUAGUUAACUACCACAAGACAAACUAACCCAAUCCCAAAAGCAAAAUGAUGAAGUUCAUGUGCAUUUUCGUCUGCGCCAUCGCCGCUGUCUCCGCAAAUGAGUACGGUCGUCAAGGAUACGAACACUCGAAACUUGGCGGUUAUGCCUACCAGGUGCAGCCUGCUCUGACUGUCAAGGCUAUCGUGCCCGCUGGCGGUUAUGGUGGCGGUUAUGGCAACAACAACCGUGGAUAUGGUGGCAACAGCUACGGUCGCAGCAUUGAGGUCCCAGUCUCCGCUGUCUACACUUCCAACCGGGGAUACGGUCAUGGUUAUGGUGCACCCGCUGUCGAUCGUCAGGCUAUCGGUCUGGCCAAGCUCUCCCUGGCUGCCCCCAACGCUGGCAAGCCUCUGGUCUGGAACGAGCCCCGUCAGGUGAUCGAGGAGUCCUACGGUCAUCGUCAGAGCUACGCUCCUCAGCAGAGCUAUGCCGAGAAGGCUCAGGGUGCUUCGGCUGCCGCUGCUUCCGCUGCCGUUGCUGGCAAGAAGAACGAGGGCUACGGCUACAAGAGCUCCGGCUAUUAAGCGACUUAAUAAAACAGUGAACACAUAGGAUGCUUAAUGCUAAACGAGUUAAGCCAAUAAGGCGUAGGAUGUAAUAAAAACCCAACAAAAAAUCAUACAAAAAUCCAAA
Molecule: messenger RNA, 722 nt
Organism: Drosophila nasuta
Lineage: Eukaryota; Metazoa; Arthropoda; Insecta; Diptera; Drosophilidae
Gene: Cp18
Product: Chorion protein 18
Exons: 2
Coding region: 95-613 (172 amino acids)
Biological process (GO): multicellular organism development
Cellular component (GO): egg chorion
Source: RefSeq, a predicted model, not a curated record